Molecule: messenger RNA, 381 nt
Organism: Lachancea meyersii CBS 8951
Lineage: Eukaryota; Fungi; Ascomycota; Saccharomycetes; Saccharomycetales; Saccharomycetaceae
Source: the annotation of a GenBank genome assembly
AUGGAGCUUCUGAACAACGCCUACCAUCAUCUUUACGACUCAAUUGCCGGCCUGGACGCGCAGCAUAUCAUUCGGUUGGUUAUAAUCGUGGGCGGAUACGCCUUGUUGAGAAACCUGGCGCAGAAACAUCUGGCCAAGAGGCAACUAGAGAGAAAAGUUCGCGAGGGCGAGCAGGCGAAGGCCGAGCAGAAGUUGGAGGAGCUUGUUGACGAUCCUAAAGGCGAGGAGACCGCCAGUGCCAACGCCUUUGGCUGGGGUAACAAGACACGCCAGAGAGUCAAGAGACAGGAAAAGAUUCUGGAAGAACGUAUCCAAGAGCUGCAAAAGUACCAGGGGAACCUGGACGACGACCAGGAUAUUGCUCACCUGCUCGAGGAUUGA